UGUUUUCCUCCCUGCAGCUUCUGAUUGUAAUAAUGACAGUGUGUGACAUCAUUACAGAUGUCAGGAAAACUUCUUUUGCUAUAAAAAAUUUCCUGAAAUUUCAAGUUUCUUGCGGGUAAAGACAAAGCUAACCAAGCGACACCACAAGAAAAAACCGGCUCAAACCCCCCAAGACAACCAUGGAAAACCAAGAAAUGCAUAGCUGUGCAUCCUCACAUCCCUCCCAGGAGUCCACACAGGAAGAAACCCCCAAAACAAUGGUCAAGCCACAGAGCAAGACUGUGUUGAUUGGGGUCAACGAUCUCCGCCCCAUCGUGGAGAAACACUUUGACAGGAUCUCCACAGUGCAGUGGACCUUGCUGAAGGACGGCUGCAUCGAUGGGGAAACUUUAAUCAUCCUUGCUGACCUGAUAAAAGAAAUCAUUCAGACAUCAGCAGUGGAUGUUGUAGAAACCCUCAUCCCAAUGCUCAAGAAGAAAGCCAACCAAAAACGGCUCCCAUCCAUAAAAACCGUGGUGGGAGAGGCUUUUUUCAAGUGCAUGGCCAUGAUCCUUGGAAUUAGAACAAAAGUUUGUGAAAAGACCAAGGAACUGACCAACAUGAUAGAGGAGGAAAUUGAACAAAAGGUGAACAAGAUGAUAAAGAUGGCCAUAAAAGUGCCCAAAGUAGCAAGCCUCUACAUCAACGGAUGCGUGUCAAACUUUAAACGUCUUGGGGUGAUGGUCAAAAACACCGGGAAUGUUUUGCAACGAUUCCUACAGAAAAUAAGGAUCACCCCAGAGUGGAAAUACAGGACCUCAUCUGAUUCCGAUUUCACAGAGGAAACGGUUUACUCCUUUCCAAGUUUUUCUGUGGAAAAGUUCUUUGAUUUCAGAGAGGCUGUGGAAGGUGUGAUUGUUAUUCUCAAAAAGUGGACUACCUGCUCAGAUUCUGUGAGGGUGGAUGCUGCAAUUGAGAUUACCAAUGCCCUUCUGGAAGACAUGGGGAACGAGGAAAGGACCUCGGUCCCGGCUCAUCCUAGCAUCAGCGUAGUGAUGGACAAGGUUAAAAACUUCCUGGCCUCACACUCCCUGUCGGAGGACUCAAAGGAACGCUUCAAAGCAUUUGCGGGAAAACUGUUUGACCAAAUGCUAAGAUAUCUGAACGAAGAAUUCAAGUUCAAGUGUCAGAAGUUCCUUCUGGAUGAGGCUUCCAAACCGACAUCCACUGGACAAGACAUGGAAACACAAAGCCAGAUUGAGUUGGACCAGGACGUGAUCCUGAACAGGUUCCUCAGCUUGUUUGAUGUGAUCCAAAAAACAGAAGAACCAAAUCUUCUGAAUAUGGAAAGCAUGUCUUCCAAAAAAGAAAUCCUCCUGUACAUGAUGGAAAAAUACCAACAUCUUGUUCAGCAAACGGAAGAGUCAAAGUCGGAGGCCACAAAAAUGCUCCGCUCCAACACAAGAGGCGCCAUAAAAGCCUUUAUGCACGAGGUGUUGCUGUGGAUAACAGAAGAGCUGACCAGUGACCUGUCCCUCAACGAUAAAGUCAAAGAAGUUCUCACAGCCAUCGAGAACCUCUUCAUCAUGCUGUUAAAGAAAGCAGAGGACAGUGAUCUGGAAGAACCAUCACAUGAGGAGGAAGAUGAUGAAGAGGAAGAUGAAGAAGAGGAGGAAAAUGAGGAAGAUGAGGAUGAGGAGCAAGAAGCUGAGGAGUUGAAAGAUUCAGAAAAUGAAGAGGAUUUGCUUCCAAAAAGCCAAAGUAAUUUAUUACUUGGGGAACAUUCCUCUCCUGGAUCCUUCAGAGAGUCAGGUGAAACUUGGAAUGAUGCUAUGAUAACAAGUCUUCUGAUAGUUAUUCUAUCAGACCACCUUAAAAAUAGAAAGAAGUCUAAGCAUGCUGCUGAAAUUCAGCUCUUAGUUGACUCUCUCUUAGGCCACGUGAUGCCUAAAAAUCCCUCUGUGGUCUGUAAAAGCAUCAUCAUACCGAUGAAUCAUAGAGACAUACGAGCCCUUCUGAUCACCAGCUUCCAGGAGAAGUUUGGUAACCCGGAAAAAUUCUCUAAGGCUGCUCUGAAAGAUCCUGACACAGUUGUUGAGGAAUUGAUGGACUGUGUCAGCAAGCACCUGGGGAUAGGAAAAGAACCCAAGAAGGGUUGUUUCAGGAGAGGACUUUCUCGAUUUGGAAAGUUCAUGCGUAAACUGUUCUGCCCGUGCAGCAGUUAG
Molecule: messenger RNA, 2204 nt
Organism: Oryzias melastigma (Indian medaka)
Lineage: Eukaryota; Metazoa; Chordata; Actinopteri; Beloniformes; Adrianichthyidae
Exons: 2
Coding region: 180-2204 (674 amino acids)
Source: RefSeq, a predicted model, not a curated record